Pygocentrus nattereri (red-bellied piranha) is the source of this 2536-nucleotide messenger RNA. RefSeq names its product solute carrier family 6 member 1b (gene slc6a1b). Gene Ontology annotation, biological process: neurotransmitter transport; sodium ion transmembrane transport. The transcript is spliced from 15 exons. Lineage: Eukaryota; Metazoa; Chordata; Actinopteri; Characiformes; Serrasalmidae. Bases 562 to 2364 code for a protein of 600 amino acids. Gene Ontology annotation, cellular component: axon; cell surface; plasma membrane. Gene Ontology annotation, molecular function: gamma-aminobutyric acid:sodium:chloride symporter activity. The record is from RefSeq and is a predicted model, not a curated record.
CCCCGAGACAAGAAGAUGCUCCAGUGUGGAGCCCGCUGCGUUCUCAGUGGUGGACAUGUUGUGCGCGGGGAGGGUCGACUUUCACAUGACAUUGAGGCUAUGUAGAUGAGAGCGAGUGUGUGUGAGAGAGAGUGAGUGUGUGUGCGUGUGUGUGUGCGCGCGCGUGUGUUGCAGGGGGGGGAUGUAACAUCUCUGGUCGCUGAUGUUAGGUGGUGGCACAAGGCGAAGCUGCUCCUUCUCCAGCUCGUUUGGCCCCGCUCGUUCAGCACCACCUUGCUGGACAGCGCCUCUUCUUCUCCAGCAGGACCUUCUGGACUCCACUCGCCUGUAUGGACGCGGCUCACUGUGGCUUUCCGCGCGGCUGAGAUUCUUCACGAGGAGCCCGCGGACGGCGCUCCAGCACGGGGACGCGCUUUGACUGUUUCUGUUCGGCUCGGACACUCGCCCCACAGCCCCCUCCUCCUCCUCUUCUUCCUCCUCCUCUCCGCGAAGCUGCUGUCUACGUGGAGCGCUGCUGAACUCUCGCGCCCGCCUGCCCGGAGCUUGGCCAAAGCCAGAGAGAUGGCGAGCAACGGCGCGAAAGCCGCCGCCGACGGACACGUGCUGACCGAGGUGAACGAGGCGCCCACGUCCAACGACAAGCCCAAGACGCUGGUGGUGAAGGUGCAGAAGAAGAAGGACCUGCCGGACAGGGAAACAUGGGCCGGCAAGUUUGACUUUCUCUUGUCGUGCGUUGGCUACGCGAUCGGACUGGGCAACGUGUGGAGAUUUCCCUACCUCUGUGGCAAAAACGGCGGAGGGGCCUUCUUGAUCCCGUACUUUUUGACGCUCAUAUUUGCUGGAGUACCGUUGUUUCUGCUGGAGACCUCCCUUGGUCAGUACACGUCCAUUGGAGGACUUGGAGUGUGGAAACUAGCUCCCAUGUUCAAAGGUGUUGGCCUGGCGGCUGCAGUUCUCUCCUUCUGGCUUAACAUAUACUACAUUGUCAUCAUUGCUUGGGCCAUUUACUAUCUAUAUAACUCCUUCACGACAGAGCUUCCCUGGAAGUCCUGUGAUAAUUCCUGGAAUACAGACAGAUGCUUUUCAAACUACAGCUUGGCAAGCACGGCUAAUAUGACAAGUGCCGUGGUGGAGUUUUGGGAACGUAACGUCCAUCAGCUCACUAAAGGUUUGGAGGAGCCAGGAGAGGUCAGAGUGCCUCUAGCAAUAACACUGGCCAUUGCUUGGGUUUUGGUCUACUUUUGUAUCUGGAAAGGUGUGGGUUGGACAGGAAAGGUGGUGUAUUUCUCCGCCACAUAUCCGUACUUCAUGCUACUGAUUCUCUUCUUCCGUGGAGUCACCCUGCCUGGAGCUAAAGAGGGCAUCUUGUUCUACAUCACACCCGACUUUGAAAAGCUGAAGGAAUCAGAGGUGUGGCUUGACGCUGCCACUCAGAUUUUCUUCUCCUACGGCCUGGGCCUCGGGUCGCUGAUUGCCCUCGGAAGCUACAACCCCUUCAAUAACAAUGUUUACAAGGAUUCUAUCAUUGUCUGCUGCAUCAACUCCUUCACCAGCAUGUUCGCUGGGUUCGUCAUUUUCUCCAUUGUGGGUUUCAUGGCUCACAUCACACAGAGGCCUAUCGCUGACGUGGCCGCAUCAGGUCCAGGACUGGCCUUCCUAGCCUACCCAGAAGCUGUUACCCAGCUGCCUAUUUCACCUCUUUGGGCAAUCCUGUUCUUUUCCAUGCUCCUAAUGCUUGGCAUUGACAGUCAGUUCUGCACAGUAGAGGGUUUCAUCACAGCACUGGUAGAUGAGUUCCCCCUCGUGCUGCGAGGACGACGAGAGAUCUUCAUCGCUGUUGUCUGCCUCGUGUCCUAUGUGAUCGGCCUGUCAAAUAUCACACAGGGAGGCCUGUAUGUGUUCAAACUUUUCGACUACUACUCUGCUAGUGGAAUGUGUCUGCUGUUCCUGGUAUUCUUCGAGUGUAUCUCCAUAUCCUGGUUCUAUGGUGUCAAUAAAUUCUAUGGCAAUAUUGAAGAGAUGAUUGGAUACAAGCCUUGCAUUUGGUGGAAGCUGUGCUGGGUUGUGUUCACUCCUCUGAUCGUGGCGGGCGUGUUCCUCUUCAGUGCGAUUCAGAUGGUUCCUCUCACCAUGAACAAUUACGUGUUCCCUAAGUGGGGCCAGGGUGUGGGCUGGUGUAUGGCCUUAUCAUCAAUGGUCCUCAUUCCAGGAUACAUGGGAUACAUGUUCCUCACAUUAAAAGGCUCAUAUAAAGAGCGGCUGCGGAUAAUGACUCAGCCUACGGCACUGGUCAUGAGCCAAGAGAACGGGCCAGAGCAGCAGCCUGAAAACCCAACCCCAGCCAACGACGAGGCUUACAUCUAAGACCCUGAGUGUGGAAGACCAUCUCUGAUACAAAAAAGUGAAGAAACGUAAUCACGGUUGAGCACGACCAAGGACUUCCAUGUCUAAAAUAUAUUCACCUACCUCCGGGGGAAAAAUGUGACCAACCUGAUUACAAGUGAUUUUUUUUUUUGUUUUAAUGUAUGUAUGAAAA